Messenger RNA from Penicillium egyptiacum, 744 nucleotides. Lineage: Eukaryota; Fungi; Ascomycota; Eurotiomycetes; Eurotiales; Aspergillaceae. The record is from the annotation of a GenBank genome assembly.
AUGUGGGUUCUACCAUUAGUCGGUUAUUUCGGGGUGGUUGUCGGGUUUGCCUUUCUCACCUUGGCCAUAGGUAUGGAGGGACAUGGAAUCUUGACAAGAAUGGAAAAAGCUGACUUUGAAACUCCAGCUUCGGGACUCUACUAUCUAUCCGAGCUUGUGGAAGAACACACGGUUCUUGCCCGCCGUCUGUUGACCCGUCUGAUCUACGGCAUCGUCGCGAUACAAGUUCUGCUUAUGAUAAUUGACCGUUUCCCUGUGUAUUUGUCUCUGCUCAGCAUUGCUUCGCACAUGGUCUACGCCAGCAACCUGCGCCGAUUCCCCAUCGUGAAACUAUCUGAUCCACUUUUCAUCCUUUCUUGUCUUCUGGUUGGUCUCAACCACUGGCUAUGGUUCCGUCAUUUCUCGAAGCCCUUACCUCCGUCGAACAACUGGCGUCAACCGUAUGGAGUCAAUUACGAUGAGAUGCCCUCUUUCUCUGAAGUGGCUUCAUACUUUGGACUGUGCGUUUGGCUAGUUCCAUUCGCUCUGUUUGUUAGUUUGAGCGCGGGGGAAAAUGUGUUGCCAAGCAUGGGCUCGGAGUAUGCCACCGGGGAACGUGCCAAACCCACUGGCCUAGGUCCCUCUGAUGGCAAGUCCAAGAACAAGGGAAUGGCCAAGGCCUUGGUGGAUGGUGUCCGAGAUUGGACAAGGGAGACCGGUGAACUCAUGGGUUUCUGGAGAGGAGAAAAUACAAGACGAUUCUGA